This is a messenger RNA of Sinocyclocheilus anshuiensis, 3204 nucleotides long. RefSeq names its product mucin-22-like. Bases 1 to 3204 code for a protein of 1067 amino acids. The record is from RefSeq and is a predicted model, not a curated record. The transcript is spliced from 4 exons. Lineage: Eukaryota; Metazoa; Chordata; Actinopteri; Cypriniformes; Cyprinidae.
AUGACCACUCCAGGAAGUACUACCACAGAGACCACAACAUCAGAAAGCACAACUACUAUCACCACAACUCCAGUCAGUGCAGCAACAGAGACCGCAAUGGCAGAAAGUAAGACCAAUGGUGCCACUACUGCAGAAAGUAUUGCCUCAGAGACCACAACAACAAGCAUCACCACCACACAAGAAAGCACAACAACCGAGACCACAACAUCAGAAUCCCCUCGUACUACAACUUCAAAAAUUACAACAACAGAGACCACAACACCAGAAAGCAUAACAACUAAGUCCACAGAAAUAGAAAGUACAACUGCAGGCACAACAAUGGAAACCACAACAAUAAAAAGUACCACAACAGGCACCACAGCUGAGAUCACAACAACAGAAGGGACCACCACUCCAGACAGUACUACCACAGAGACCACAACAACAGAAAGCACCACCACCAGUACCACAACUCCAGAAAAUACCACAAUGAUAGAAAGUACAACCACUGGCACCACCACCCCAGAAAGUACAAUAACAGAGAGCACAGCAACAGAAAGUAGCACCACAACUGUGAUCCCACCAACAGAAGCCACAACCACUCCAGAAAAUACUACCACAGAGAUUACAACAACAGAAAGCACCACGAUCGAUACCACAACUCCAGAAAGCACCACAAUGACAGAAAGUACAACUGCUGGCACAACAACUUCAGAAAGUACAACACCAGAGACCACAACAAGAGAAAGUACCACCCCCGGGACAACAACCGAGACCACAACAACAGAAAGUACCACCACAGUCACCACAACUGAGAUCACAACAACAGAAGGAGCCACCACUCCGGAAAGUACUACCACAGAGACCACAACAACAGAAAGCACCAUCACCGGUACCACAACUCCAGAAAGCCCCACAAUGACAGAAAGUACAACCACUGGUACCACCACUACAGAGAGUACACCAAUGGAAACCACAACAACAGAAAGUACUACCACCGGCACACCAACCAAGGCCAUAACAAUAGAAAGUACCACCAAUGGAACCACAACAGAGAUCACUACAACAGAAGGCACUACCAAUCCAGAAAAUAUUACCACAGAGACCACAACAACAGAAAGUACCACCAUCGGUACCACAACUCUAGAAAGCACCACAAUGAUAGAAAUUACAACCACUGGCACCACCACUCCAGAAAGUACAACAACGGAGACCACAAAAACAGAAAGCACCACUAUUGCUACCACAACUCCUGAAAGCACCACAAUGUUAGAAAAUACAACCACAGGCACAACCGUUUCAGAAACUACAACAACACAGACCACAAUAACAGAAAGUACCACCACAACUGAGAUCACAACAACAGAAGGAGCCACCACUCCGGAAAGUACUACCACAGAGACCACAACAACAGAAAGCACCAUCACCGGUACCACAACUCCAGAAAGCCCCACAAUGACAGAAAGUACAACCACUGGUACCACCACUACAGAGAGUACACCAAUGGAAACCACAACAACAGAAAGUACUACCACCGGCACACCAACCAAGGCCAUAACAAUAGAAAGUACCACCAAUGGAACCACAACAGAGAUCACUACAACAGAAGGCACUACCAAUCCAGAAAAUAUUACCACAGAGACCACAACAACAGAAAGUACCACCAUCGGUACCACAACUCUAGAAAGCACCACAAUGAUAGAAAUUACAACCACUGGCACCACCACUCCAGAAAGUACAACAACGGAGACCACAACAACAGAAGGCACCACCACUACAGAAAGUACUACCAUAGAUAACACAACAACAGAAAGCACCACAAUGACAGCACAUACAACCACUGGCACCACCACUCCAGAAAGUACAAAAAAGCAGACCACAACAACAGAAGAUGCCACCACAACUGAGAUCACAACAGAAGAAACCACCACUACAGAAAGUAGUACUAUAGAGACCACAACAACAGAAACCACCACCACUGGUACCACAACUCCAGAAAGCACCGCAAUGACAGAAAGUACAACCAGUGGCACCUACACAACAGAGACCACAACAACAGAAAGCAGCACCCCUGGAAUUACAACUUCAGAAAGUACAACAAUGGAAACCACAAAUACAGACGAUACCAUAACUACAGAAAGCACCACAACAGACACUAUAACAACAGAAAGCACGACCAAAGGUACCACAAAACCAGAAAGCACAACAACUGAGACCACAACAAUAGAAAGCACCACCACAGGCACCACAACAGAGACCAUAACAACAGAAAGCACCACCACUGGUUCUACAACUCCAGAAAGCACAACAGUGUUAGAAAGUACAACCACUGGCACCACUACUCCAGAAAGUACAACAACAGAGACCACAACAACAGAAAGUACCACCCCCGAGACAACAACAGAGACCACAACAAUAGAAAGUACCACCACAACUGAGAGCACAACAACAGAAGGAACCACCACUACAGAAAAUACUACCACAGAGAUCACAACAACAGAAAGCACUAACACCGGUAUCACAACUUCAGAAAGCACCACAAUGACAGAAAGUACAACAACAGAAAGUACCACCACUGGUAUUACAACUUCAGAAAGUCCAACAAUGGAAUCCAAAUUUACAGAAACCACCACACCAGACACUACAACCACAGAAAACACCACUACAGGUACCACAACACCAGAAAGCACAACAACCGAGACCACACCAAUAGAAAAUACCACCACAGGCCCCAUAACAGAUAUCAUAAAAACAGAAACCACCAUCACUGGUUCUACAACUCCAGAAAGCACAACCGUUUUAGAAAGUACAACCACUGGCACCAAUACUCCAGAAAGUACAACAACGGAGACCACAACAACAGAAAGUACCACCCCCGGGACAACAACCGAGACCACAACGAUAGAAAGUACCACGACUGGCACCACAACAGAGCUCACGACAGCAGAAGGGACCACGACUCCAGACAGUACUACCACAGAGACCACAACAAUAGAAAGCACAACCAUUGGUACCACAACUCCAGAAAGCUCCACAAUGACAGAAAGUACAACCACUGGCACCACCACUUCAGAAAGUACAACAAUGGAAACAACAACUACAAAAAGCACCACAACAGACACUACAACAACAGAAAGCACCACCACAGGUACCUCAACACCAGAAAGUACAACCACUGGCACCACCACUUCAGAAAUACCACAACUCCAGAAAGAACCACAAUGA